CAUAAUAUAUUUCUGUUAAAGAAACCACUUUUAGAGACUCGGUCAUUUGUGAAGGAGACAACAAGAGAGACAGAAGCACAAUGGUUCCACUCAGAUGGAUUAAAAUGUCUUUAUCCCUGAUUCUGAUGCUUCAGUUUACAGUUUUCUCACCAGCAGCAGCUGAACAACAUUCAUCCUCCUUCACUGUCAGAGUUGGUGAUGAAGUCACUUUGUCUUGUGGAAAUGUGAUACAUGAUCAGAGUAACUGUGAAAGUACGACCUGGAUGCUCAGUAAAAACAACAAAGCAGUAACGCUGUUUGAACAAGGACAAAUUCACAGAGGAGCAGCAACUAAAUCAGACAGACUGAGUGUUACAGCGAACUGUUCUCUGGUUAUAAAGAAGGUCACAGACGAGGAUGUUGGUCUUUACUCCUGCAGACAGUUUGUAUCAGAACAAAAACAAGGACCAGACUUUCAUGUUGAUCUGUUUGUUAUUACCAGUGAGGAGUCAACAGAAAAACCUUCUAUACCUAAAUUAUCAACAGGACAAACUAAAGAGACAUCAGUGGACAGACAAACACCUGCAAACAACAACAAUCCAUCACAACAAGCAGGUUCAUCGUGGUUGUUUAUUAUUGUUUCUGUGAGUUCAGCAGCUCUCUUAAUCACUGCUGUGGUGAUCAUCAUCAUAUGGAAGAAAACUAAAGGAAAUAAAAAGGAGAAAGAAAAUACUGAACUGAGCUUAAACCCUCCAGUGACUCAAUCUGGUCCAGAAGCCAGUCAGGAAACAGCUGAUCCUGAGGAUGGUGUUUCCUACGCCUCCAUCAGCUUCACCAGUAAGACCAGACAAAGAGAACAGGUUUCUGACACUGUGACCUACAGCACUGUGAAAGCUUCCUCCUCAUCUACUGGAGUUUCUAUUGAUCCAAACAGCCUCUACUCCACCGUCAACAAACCACAGAAAUAAGAAGUUUUUCAUUGAAUUUAACAUUUUGUUUUUAUGAAUGUUUUCUUGAAUUGUGGAUUUGGGAUAUUAAAGUAUCUGCAUGCCAACUAAUAAAGAAUAUUAUAACAGAGCAGUCAUAGAGGAUAUACUAUAUCAUGGGCAAAAAAAGAUUUAAGGAGGAUCAUCUGUUUUCAUUACUUUCAAUUCAUUCUUGUUCAAAGCUCUAAAUGUACAAAGCUUUAGACAUAAAUAAACAAAGGAAAUCUUUCAAAAGAAUCAAGAUUUUAGUCUUUUUGACUUUAAACACAAAUUAAAUUAUUCAG
This is a messenger RNA of Melanotaenia boesemani (Boeseman's rainbowfish), 1249 nucleotides long. RefSeq lists its product as uncharacterized. Gene Ontology annotation, cellular component: external side of plasma membrane; membrane raft. The record is from RefSeq and is a predicted model, not a curated record. NCBI's taxonomy places the organism in Eukaryota, Metazoa, Chordata, Actinopteri, Atheriniformes, Melanotaeniidae. Gene Ontology annotation, molecular function: MHC class II protein binding; protein tyrosine kinase binding. Bases 81 to 947 code for a protein of 288 amino acids. Gene Ontology annotation, biological process: positive regulation of ERK1 and ERK2 cascade; interleukin-15-mediated signaling pathway; T cell activation. The transcript is spliced from 8 exons.